Messenger RNA from Tilletiaria anomala UBC 951, 765 nucleotides. RefSeq lists its product as uncharacterized. The record is from RefSeq and is a predicted model, not a curated record. NCBI's taxonomy places the organism in Eukaryota, Fungi, Basidiomycota, Exobasidiomycetes, Georgefischeriales, Tilletiariaceae. The coding region runs from base 84 to 512 and encodes 142 amino acids. The transcript has a single exon.
ACGACAUUGGAGCAGGCAUCGUCGAUUCCCUCAAGGCGAUCACGACGAGAGGAGCGUAAAAGGUCAGCAGUGCAACCCUCAUAAUGCACCGUCGUCUCCUUUGCCGAAUCGCUCAAUCCCAGCGCUGCUCACUGCCUUACAAGGCCUCUGAUACGGCUUCGAUAAAACGAUAUGCUGUCGGUCGUGCCAACGCUGAAGUUCUACCUGACCAACUUCUUUAUGUGGCUGCUGAUGCUCGUGCGAGCGCCGCGCCGAGUGCGUCGCAGACCUUCCUGAUGGCCGCCGCGAGCAACGCAUCCACCACGCUGCUCGUUUUCUCGCUCAUCAUAUCCUCUGCACGAUGCGCCUGCAGUGGAAAAGCCUCCGCAGCCGGUGCAUGUAUCGCGAUCCCGUCGACCUCUUCAUCAAGUCCGGCCGCAAGGCCGGUGACGCAGGCCUAUACCAUGAGCUCAACAGCCAGCUGGCCAAAGGUCUCAUCGGCCAAGGCGUCACCAUCGCGAGCGGGUUCAUGACGACUUGUUGCUGCAGAACAAGAGCGAAAGACAUACUAUAGCCCACCCACCCCCGCGCACCUCCGCCUCGAAGUUGGUCAAACAGCGGAUCGAAAAGCUGUUUGUCAUCAUUUACCUCCUCGUUCAACCUUGGUAGGUGUUGUCCCUGCGGUCAUCGAAAAACCUGGUUUCAUGGUGCAUGUCAUAUAUUGCAGCUUCGAGCUUGCAAGCAUAUACCGCACUUUCGAUCUUACCCUUGUCAUGAGACAGUCCU